Molecule: messenger RNA, 267 nt
Organism: Colletotrichum orchidophilum
Lineage: Eukaryota; Fungi; Ascomycota; Sordariomycetes; Glomerellales; Glomerellaceae
Product: mandelate racemase/muconate lactonizing enzyme domain-containing protein
Exons: 2
Coding region: 1-267 (88 amino acids)
Source: RefSeq, a predicted model, not a curated record
AUGGCGUCUGUGAGAUCUUUCCCCUCCAUCAAGGAAAUUCGGACGUUUGUCAUUGGCGGCGUUGGUUCCGGCGGUGAUUACCACAAUGUCAAGGGCGGUCACUGGCUGAUUGACAGCCCCAUUUCCACUCCCUGCUCGCGAUGGGAGAAAUACCGCGAUUCGAGGACUAGCUGGGGCAUCAACGUCCUGGGCUCAUUUCUCAUCGAAAUCGAAGCGACCGACGGCACCGUCGGCAUUGCCACUGGCUUCGGAGGCACGCAAUUUUGA